UUUAGCGCAUGCUCCAGACCCCCUCACCCCGGCCCUCACCCUCCACACGGUCAGUCUCAGCCCCGCCAGCCAGCCGCCAACAGGACCCCCACCACCACGCUCAGUAGCCUACAGUCAGAGAGGUGGUGUUGCCAUGGCCACUCACAGUGAUCAGGAGAAUGAGGCGGAUCACGUGGUUCCGGACGAUGACAUCAUCAGCGUCAACUCAACCUCGUCCAAUCACCUGCGCUGCUCCUCCCCCAGCAGGUUCUCAGUCAUCUCAGGGGCGGACACGGAGAGCAUCUUCAUGGACCCCCUGAAUCUGUCCUCCUUGCUGCCCACCAAACGGAACGAUGAUAUGGAUCUGCAGGAGGAGGACUCAGAGGUGGACCCGGCGGAGCAGAUGAUGGUGGAGGAUCUGUAUAACUGUGUGAGGGACAUGGUGGAUGAAAGCAGCCCCUACAACACGCCCUGUGUGCUGGACAUCCAGAGGGCCCUGGUGCAGGACCGCCUGGAGGCCCCCCUCAACGCUGUCGACGAGGUGUGGCCCAACAUCUUCAUCGCAGAGAAGAUGGUGGCGGUGAAUAAGUCGCGUCUGAAGCGCAUGGGCAUCACCCACGUCCUGAACGCGGCCCACGGCACGGGCGUGUACACGGGCACGGACUUCUACGCCGGCAUGAACAUCCAGUACCACGGCAUCGAGGUGGACGACUUCCCCAGCGCAGACAUCUCGCCCUUCCUGCGUUCAGCCGCCGAGUUCCUGGACGAGGCGCUGCUGACACACAAGGGGAAGGUGCUGGUGGACUCGGUGAUGGGUGUCAGCCGCUCGGCGGUGCUGGUGGCGGCGUACCUGAUGAUCUUCCACCACAUGACCAUCCUGGAGGCGCUGCUGGCGCUGCGCAGGAAGCGGCCCGUGUGCCCGAACGAGGGCUUCCUGAAGCAGCUGCGGGACCUGAACGAGGCGCUGCUGGAGGAGCGGGACGAGGACGAGCGCAGCGACACGCUCAGCCAGAGCUCCGUGGUGGACGCGCUGGCGCGCCGCCAGCCAGAGAGCAUCAUGGGAGCGCAGGUGCACUCCAUCCUGGCGGAGGAGCAGGACGGCGCCAGCGUGGCCAGCACCUGCACGACGAGCCGGGACGGGCGCGUCCCCUCGCUCCCCGCGGAGAGGCGCGAGGAAGAGGAGGCAGAGGAGGACGUGGGACGCCUGGUUAAGGAGUGGCAGCAGCGGAACGAGAGGUACCAGGACGAGGGCUGGUGGCAGGCGCAGCUGCUGAGCGACGACGAGGACGAGGAGUCGGUGGCGGGAGGAAGAAGGCGGCGGCCCUUGCCGGAGGACCUGGAGAGCGUGACGAGCGCAGACGUGCGCGCCGUAACCGAGGGGAUUCGCCGCGCGCGCGCCGAGUCCGUCUCGUCCGUCGCCACGGACACCAGCAGCUACGCCGACAUGUGGAAGCAGCGGCUGAAGGAGAUCGAGGAGCAGGCCGCCGCCCGCUACAAGGGGCGGGGCCAGGACGACGACAGCGAGAGCGGGGGCGGGGUCGGGGACGAGGAGGUGGAGAGCGUGCUGUCGGAGCCCGGCUCGCUCUACAACUUCUGCAAGAAGAACAAAGACACGCUCACGCCCCUGGAGAGGUGGCGGGUGAAGAGGAUCCAGUUUGGGUGGAAUAAGAAGGACGCCGAGGCGGAGCAGGGGGCGGGGGGGGAAGGCGGGGCCGGGGAGGGAGAGGCCCAGGAGGCCAAGCCGCCCGCGCUGGAGGACGUGAACCUGACAGCCUAUCAGAGCUGGAAGAUGCGGCAGCAGAAGAAGCUGGGCGAGGUGGACAAAGACGCCAUCGUGGAGAUGAGCCGGGCGCAGGACUCGGCGCUGGCCAGGAGGAGGCAGCGGCGGGAGGAGGUGCUGGAGCGCUCGCGGCGCACGCUGGAGGAGAGCCAGUCCUCGUGCGGCUGGGAGACGGAGAGCACGCUGAGCGGGAGCACCAUCCCGCUCUCCGCCUUCUGGCAGCUGGCCUCCGCCCGCAGCCCCGCCCCCGACGACUCCGCCUCCGUGCUGAGUGGCCGCUCCUCUGCUUCCCGCGCCCGCAGCGCCCGCAGCUCCGCCACGGCGCCGCCCCAGGCCCCGCCCACUCCCAUGGUGCCUCUGCCCAACCUGCAGGGGCAGGGGAACGAGGCCGUGGACCUGCUGAGCAUCCAGAACUGGAUCGCCAACGUGGUGACGGAGACGCUGAUGCAGAAGCAGGGGGAGAUGCUGAUGGGCGGGGGCAGCCUGCCCCCGUCCCGCGCCGGGUCCGUGCUCAGCCUGGGGGCACACUCCGGGCGGCCCGUGGACGACGACAAGGCCUCCAUGCUGAGCGGAGCAUCGUACACCAGUGGGCUGUCCCGGGGUGGGGGAGAGUCCAUGCUGUCCGGCGGGGGCACGUCCAGCUACUCGGGGUACGGGUCCGGUCGGACAAAGAUCACUAAAACCAGCGUGCCCCUGUACAGCCUGUUCCAGGACCAGGUGGACCUGCGCAAGCUGGACUCCAUGGACAAGGAGAUGAAGUCUGAGAUGAGGGGCAAGAUGGACUCCUACGAACUGCAGAAGAUCGCCUCCGACAACAAGCGCAGCACCCUGUUCAAGAAGAAGAAGAAGAAGGAGGAGAGCGAUGAGGAGGCCGAGGACGACAGCGAAGGGACGGCUAAGGUCACGAGCAAAUACAGCCCUGACCCCACCCACGUCUCCGCCCGUGACCCCACCCGCAUCUCUGCUCGUGACCUCACCCGUGACCCCACCCGCAUCUCUGCUCGUGACCUCACCCGUGUCCCUGCUCGCGACCCCACCCGUGACCCCGCCCUCCACAGGUGGGACGGGCCCUCGGCAGGGACUGCCGGGAGGUUCGGUAACUCUGCGGCAGAGAGGGACAAGACCAGCAGCAUCGACAAGUGGCUGGAUGACAUCAGAGCCCCGUCGCGGUACCCGCGGCCGGACAGAGCGGCGCCCGGAGAGCCGGCAGCCGAGCCCGACUGCGCCUACUCCAGCCGGAGGAGGGCCUCAGAGAGCUCCUUCCAGAGCGAGGAGGAGGAGUGCGCCUCCUCCACAGCUGCAGAAGAGGACUUCUCCUCCUGCAGUUUCCAUGGCAGCAAUGACGCCGAUCCCACUACAGAGAUGCCAUACCACCCCAGGAGGUUUCCCCCGGCAACGGACCCCUUGUCCAACGGUCUAAAGGCAUCCCAGAGCUACAGAGUGCAGAGGGCCUACACCUCUGAGGAAGAGGAGGAAGAGGAGGAGAGGGCGUAUGGGGCAAGGCAGACAUUCUCCCGCUACCGGGACGACCGUGCAGAGCCGAGGAGAGGAGGCCGGGAGGAAGAGGGGGAGGAAGAGGAAGAGGUGUCCUCCUUCAUCAGUCGGUGUCGCCAGCGGUCCAGGGUGCAGGCGGAGGAGGAGCUGGAUGAGGAUGAUGUCAUCGGGGCGUGGAGAAGACAGCAGGAGGCAAAGCGACGCGCGUACAAAGACAGCGACUCUUAGGACUUCCUGUCUCUACGGAGCACGCUCCCACCACCCCGGUUUGGGACUCCUCUCGUCAAGUACAGGACGGUUUUUCUGCUCAUUCUUUGGCUUCCAUGCGCUUGGAGGGAACUGCUAUACCACAAUCAACAAGUUUCACUGCCAAAACUUUAUUUAGAGCUUUACUGCAAACUUGUAUGUACAUUCUUUUGCCCAGCACUGGACAAGAAGAAAGUGAGUAGGGGCUGUUUAUUCAUUUCACAUGUAGAAAAGACUUCAGUUUAGCUAAAUUUCACCACAUGAUUGUCACCAAGUUCUGAAGAUACAAGUGUAAGGUUUGAAGAAAAGAGGUAA
Molecule: messenger RNA, 3814 nt
Organism: Anguilla rostrata (American eel)
Lineage: Eukaryota; Metazoa; Chordata; Actinopteri; Anguilliformes; Anguillidae
Gene: styxl2
Product: dual specificity phosphatase 27
Exons: 6
Coding region: 134-3481 (1115 amino acids)
Biological process (GO): negative regulation of MAPK cascade; protein dephosphorylation
Cellular component (GO): cytoplasm
Molecular function (GO): protein tyrosine/serine/threonine phosphatase activity; MAP kinase phosphatase activity
Source: RefSeq, a predicted model, not a curated record